Nymphaea colorata (pocket water lily) is the source of this 477-nucleotide messenger RNA. Its product is annotated as DNA-directed RNA polymerase subunit beta''-like. Gene Ontology annotation, molecular function: DNA-directed RNA polymerase activity; DNA binding. The transcript has a single exon. Bases 1 to 477 code for a protein of 158 amino acids. NCBI's taxonomy places the organism in Eukaryota, Viridiplantae, Streptophyta, Magnoliopsida, Nymphaeales, Nymphaeaceae. The record is from RefSeq and is a predicted model, not a curated record. Gene Ontology annotation, biological process: DNA-templated transcription.
AUGAACCUAGAAAAAAGGGUUGAAGGUUGGAACGAACAUAUAACAGGAAUUCUUGGAAUUCCUUGGGGAUUCCUGAUUGGUGCUGAACUCACCAUAGCGCAAAGUCGUAUUUCUUUGGUUAAUAAGAUCCAAAAGGUUUAUCGAUCCCAGGGGGUACAGAUUCAUAAUAAGCAUAUAGAGAUUAUUGUACGACAAAUAACAUCAAAAGUGUUGGUUUCAGAAGAUGGAAUGUCUAAUGUUUUUUCACCCGGGGAACUAAUCGGAUUGUUGCGAGCAGAACGAGCAGGUCGUGCUUUGGAAGAGGCUAUUUGUUACCGAGCCGUCUUAUUGGGAAUAACGAGAGCAUCUCUGAAUACUCAAAGUUUCAUAUCAGAAGCUAGUUUUCAGGAAACCGCUCGAGUUUUAGCAAAAGCCGCUCUCCGGGGUCGUAUUGAUUGGUUGAAAGGUCUGAAAGAGAAUGUUGUUCUGGGGGGAUGA